AUGGCGUCCUUCUCGCCCGUGGAGCAGGCGCGCCUGGAAAAGGACCAGGCGGCGGAGGAGCUGCUGACGGUCCUCGCCGCGAAGCACGACCUGGAGGAGCGCGAGCGCGAGCGGCAGCUCGCGACGCAGCGGUCCGACAGCGCGUCGCGCCUCGCCCAGCGCCGCGCGAGCCGCCAGGCGCAGCGGGCGACGGCGGCGCCAGCGAAGCCGGCGCCGCGGCUGCCCCGCGGCCUCGCGGACGUCGUCGGCUCGGACGACGCGGCGUGGCUCGCGGCCGAGGCCGCGCUUCUCGCGGCCAAGCUCGAGGCCUACGACGACGUCGACGGCCUCGAUGCCCUGCUCGGCGGGUCGAGCGACGACGACGACGGCGCGCCCGCGGCCGCGGCGCCGGAGCCCGACGACGACUGGGCCGAGUGGGCGAAGCUCUUCGACCUGUCGGACGCGAGGGCCUGGGAGCGUACGCCCCUCGUCUACCACAGCUCGCAGCACGCGUCGGGCCACGGCGACGUCGUCUGGGCCGCGGGCGAGUACUGCGCGGCGCGCAUCCUGGCGCACGGCGCGCUCUUCGACGUCGACCUCGGCGGCGCGCGCGUGCUGGAGCUGGGCGCGGGCUGCGGCCUGCCGUCGCUGGCCGCCGUGCGCGCGGGCGCGGACGUGCUGGCGACGGACAACCGGACGCCGGGCGCCAUUUUUGCACUGGCCGCGUCCGCGCGGUGGUCGCUCGCGGCCGCGCGCGACCACGGCGGCUCGCUCCAGGCGCGCGGCCUCGCCUGGGGCGAGGCGCCGCCGCCGGGGCCCUACGACGUCGUCCUCGUCUGCGACUGCAUCUACGACCCGGCGUCGCACGAGGCGCUGCUCGCGACGCUCGACGCGGUCUUCGACGAGAACGCGGACGCGACGGCCGUCGUCGCCUUCGCGCUCCACGGCAACGCGGCCGACGCCGCGGUUUUCGGCUUCUUCGACGCCGCGCGGGCCCGCGGCCGCGGCGUCGCCAAGGUCGACGAGCAGCAGCUCCGCGUGACGGAGUCCAUGCGCGACGUGUGCCAGGUCCGCGACGCGAAGCGGAGCCUCGUCCACGUCUACUUCCUCACGGCCGCGUCCCUCGAGGCGCCCGACUAG
Molecule: messenger RNA, 1119 nt
Organism: Aureococcus anophagefferens
Lineage: Eukaryota; Pelagophyceae; Pelagomonadales; Pelagomonadaceae
Exons: 1
Coding region: 1-1119 (372 amino acids)
Source: RefSeq, a predicted model, not a curated record